Austrofundulus limnaeus is the source of this 2782-nucleotide messenger RNA. RefSeq names its product sphingomyelin phosphodiesterase 1 (gene smpd1). The coding region runs from base 124 to 1929 and encodes 601 amino acids. The transcript has 9 exons. Gene Ontology annotation, molecular function: acid sphingomyelin phosphodiesterase activity. NCBI's taxonomy places the organism in Eukaryota, Metazoa, Chordata, Actinopteri, Cyprinodontiformes, Rivulidae. Gene Ontology annotation, biological process: sphingomyelin catabolic process; ceramide biosynthetic process. The record is from RefSeq and is a predicted model, not a curated record. Gene Ontology annotation, cellular component: lysosome.
CGUUGCUUCUCAUGUGAACAGCAACAACGGGACCAGUCGGGUCAGAGCGGAAGUUGCGCUGCAAAACAACAAGCAGUCGCGGACAGCAGACAGUUCUCUGAGGAAACCUGCCGUCGAGACACGAUGACCCCCAAAUUGUGGCCCACUUUGGGGUUGAUGACCUGCACUUUGUUCCUGGUGUUGCCGCUGUUCGGAUCGUGUGAACCGGGCCAGCCGUCGGCCCGGACCCGAACCGUGUUCGUGGAGCAGAUCGAUCGUUUUGGACUCGGUUUCAACUGGAAGAAUCUGUCCUGCCCUGUGUGCAAAGUUCUCUUCACCAUUCUUGAUAUCGCCCUCCUGAAUGAUGCAAAUGAAGAGCGAGUGGCGUACGCGGUGAGCGAGGCGUGCAUCCGUCUCCAUCUGGCCGACGAGACGGUGUGUCGGAAAAUCAUCGAGCUCUUCAGGGACGACUUCAUCAGGGUCCUGCAGGAGUCCCUGCUGUGGCCCAGUGAAGCGUGCGCGUUGCUGGUGGGCCCCUCCUGCGGCAAGUUUGACAUUUACGCGCCGUGGAACAUCACUUUGCCAAAUGUUCCCAAACCCCCCGUUACGCCACCCUCUCCUCCUAAACCUGGGUCUCCACAGAGCAGAGUCCUUUUUCUCACAGACAUCCACUGGGACAAGGAGUAUCAGUCCGGCAGCGCCGCCGACUGCAAGGAACCUCUGUGCUGUCGCAACAACUCGGGCGUCUCCAGAUGGAGGCGAAGGAAAGCUGGAUACUGGGGAACCUACAGCAAGUGUGACCUUCCUCUGCGCACCGUGGAGAACCUUCUAGAAAACGUCGCCAGAGCUGGACCUUGGGACUGGGUCUACUGGACCGGAGACAUCCCAGCGCACAAUGUUUGGUCUCAAACCAGGACAGAGCAGCUAACAGAGCUUACGGUCAUCUCCAGGCUCAUCCACAAACACCUUGGACCCAAUGUGACUGUUUUCCCUGCAAUAGGAAACCAUGAAAGUACACCAGUGAACAGCUUCCCGCCACCUUUUGUUCAUGGCAACAAGUCGUCUUCCUGGCUUUAUGAGAAAAUGGCAGAGGARUGGUCACCCUGGUUAUCGGAGCAGGCUUUAAAGACUUUGAGAUAUGCCGGAUUCUACACGAUGGUGAUUCAGCCUGGUCUGAGGGUGGUCUCUCUCAACAUGAACUUCUGUGCUCGGGAAAACUUCUGGCUGAUGGUGAACUCAACUGACCCGGCUAACCAGCUGCAGUGGCUGGUCCAUGUUCUCCAGACCAGUGAGGAUAAAGGAGAGAAGGUACAUAUUAUUGGUCACAUCCCACCUGGUUUGUGUCUCGGCAGCUGGAGUUGGAACUACUAUCACAUUGUCAACAGGUAUGAAAGUACAAUUGCUGGGCAGUUUUUUGGACAUACGCACCUGGAUGAAUUUCAGAUGUUUUACGAUGAGGAAACCAUGACUCGGCCAUUAGGAGUGGCCUUCAUUGCCCCAAGUGUCACCACUUUUGUUAAUCUUAACCCAGGCUACCGUGUUUACUACCUUGAUGGGAAUUACCAAGGCAGCUCUCGGCUAGUGCUCGACCACGAAACCUAUGUGCUCAACCUCACAGAGGCCAACCACAGUCCAGGGUUCCCAGGAAGUCCAGAAAAGAACCCCAAAUGGACGUUGCUGUACCGUGCCACCGAGACCUACGGUCUUUCCACUCUGUUCCCCUCGGAUYACGACRAGCUGUUGCGAACCUUUCUGAGCAACGAUCRCGUGUUCCAGAAGUUCUGGUACCUCAGACACAAAGGACACGAGUCKGGGCCUUGCAUAGAGUCGUGCAAAACCGAGGUGCUGUGCUUUCUGCGAAGUGGACGUUACGAUGAGCUGCAGCAGUGCGACCRCCUCAACGGGUUUGGAGGAAGCCUGGUCCGGGCGGCUUUAAAAACUCUUUGUUGAAUUACGUUAAGUUUGGACCGGYGGGCUGUUUGGGAGGGAGGGCGGUAAGAUUACCAAAAAUGAGCCACGAGACAUUUUAUUGCUGCAAGUUCAUCAAGAAUUGCACAUAAGUAACCAAAACUGUUACAGGUAAUGUAGAUUUUGGAAAUCCAGUCCAAGAUGUUUUAAGUUCUGCUUUAGUCAGUAUUUUUUCAGCCGGUAAUAUUUAGAAACAGGCUUUGAGGUUGGCCGUCUGCAAUGCCAAUUAUGUAACGACAGCAAGUUCUCAAGCCUCGGCUGUUUACUUGAAAUGCACAGAAUGGUAGGCAUUACUGUAGGUGGGUUUCAAGGCCAUCAGGAUUUUAGCUGGUAGGACUUCAAUGAGUGCCUUUUCUCAGGGAUUGGGUAAACAUGUCAAACAUUAACCACAAUCUUUGUACUUUAAAGAUGCUUUUAAUUGCUUUUCUUAAGAAUUGUACUUUUCCUCAAAUCUUUUCUUGUAAAUUGUAACAAUGAAAGGUUUGCAACGAAACUGAGGAAAGAAUAUUGUAGCGGUGUCAGGGUUUAAGGUUUUAAAGAUAGUGAUUUCAAGUAGGCCAGUUUAUAAAAUAAAUUUGAAAGCAUGUUUUUUGUUCCCCCCCAGAUUUCUGUACGCACUUUUGUGGAGAAAUGCUUUAUCACUCAGACGCCUAACAUGUUCUUUUUCUGUUUGUCUGUUUGCACUUUAAUUUUGUUUUUGAUUAAAAAGAGUACCGUAAGUCUAAUUAUGUAAUUAGUCAGUAUAGAAAGGUUUUCCAAUUUGUAAUGUAACAUGCUAUAAACAAGCCAUAAUUUAAGAAAUUGUGUGACUUAUGAAAUAAAAAGAUAAAUUUUU